This is a messenger RNA of Balaenoptera ricei (Rice's whale), 1781 nucleotides long. RefSeq names its product neuralized E3 ubiquitin protein ligase 3 (gene NEURL3). Gene Ontology annotation, cellular component: early endosome. Gene Ontology annotation, biological process: ubiquitin-dependent endocytosis. Gene Ontology annotation, molecular function: ubiquitin protein ligase activity. Lineage: Eukaryota; Metazoa; Chordata; Mammalia; Artiodactyla; Balaenopteridae. The coding region runs from base 147 to 1175 and encodes 342 amino acids. The transcript has 6 exons. The record is from RefSeq and is a predicted model, not a curated record.
AACCUGCGCCCCUAACCACUGGACCACCAGGGAAAGUCCUGGUGGCAGCUUCAAGGUCCUGAGGUCCCCAGUUGGGGUCUUAGGGUUUGGCCAGGAUGCCAGAAUGCUGGGAGAAAUUGUGCUCAAGUGUAAUAUGAUCCUGGCGCAUGACAAGGGGACCUGCUGAAUCCUUUGAAAACCUGUCCACUGGCCUUCUUCAGACCCAGGGACCAGUGUCCGAGGACCCCAGGCUGAUGGGGGCUCAGAUCUGCUCCCAGGCUGACGCCACGAUGCCCCGAGAGGCGGUCCGUUUCCACGCCGAGGCCGUGGGCGCGCAGGUGCGUCUGGACGCGCAGCGGAGCACCGCGCGCAGGUGCGCCACGUUCCAUGACGGCAUCGUGUUCAGCCAGCGGCCGGUGAGGCCCAGAGAGCGCGUGGCGCUGCGCGUGCUGUUUCACGAGCGCGGCUGGGUUGGCGGCCUCCGCGUAGGCUUCACGCGCCUGGACCCCGAGCGGGUGACCGCGCCCAGCCUACCGCCCUUCGUGUGCCCGGACCUGGAGCAGCAGAGCCCGACGUGGGCGGCCAUGCUGCCCGACGGCUGCGGGCUCACCGGGGACGUGGUGUGCUUCUGGGUGAACCGCCUGGGCCGGCUCUUCGCCCAGAUCCUACAGUCAGCGCCUCCACCCCAACCAUGCCAUGGGUCCUCAGUGAUGAGGCUCUGCCUGAGCCCAAAGCCACAGCAGGAGAGGAGUGUGCCAUCUGCUUCCACCAGGCUGCCAAUACCUGCCUCGUCCCCUGUGGCCACACACACUUCUGCAGCUGCUGUGCCUGGCGGGUCUUCAGGGACACGGCCAAAUGCCCCGUGUGUCGCUGGGAGAUUGAGGCGGUGGCCCCGGCUUGGGACCGUCCUGCUCUGGGCCCUGGUACAGGUGCACAGCUCUGAGCCCGGCCCCUGCCAAGGGACGAGGUGCAGCUCUGCCCUCUUUCUGGAGAAGAGUCAGAAAGCCUGGUUAGCAACAGGUGUGGCGGAGAGACAGAGUCAGGGCUGCAGUGGCUCUUCCCCCUCCUCAGCAGGAGGGGCCAGUGGACCAAGGAGGUGCCCCUUUCUGCCCACAUCAGAACUACCUCCCUGGUGGGUGCCUGGCUGGAGAAAGUGGCUCAGCAUGGGCCAGCGGGGUUCUCACCCCUCUGCCUAGCUCCAGGUUCAUUUUUGCGUGCCAAGGCUUUUGGCUGGUCACCUGGUUCAGCCACCAUGAACCUAGCAAUCCCUGGUACACCGGAGUCCCAGGAACCCACAUGUGUCAGUGAGAAGGGCCUUUGUGUAGAGACGGGGCAGCCUGAUCCCUGGUUUUAUGGCUAAGGAAGUUAAGGUACCUGCGCGUGUCUGGUGAAGCCCUGCCAACCCCGGGGUAUUGAGGAGCCUGGACCAGAUGCAGGGAGCAUCUGGGUGGAAUUUUGUUUAUUUAUUUAUUUUUUUAAAUUGAAGUAUAGUUGUUAUACGGUAUUAAUAAGUUAUAGAUGUACAAUAUAGAGAUUCACAAUUUUUAAAUGUUAUACUUCAUUUAUAGUUAUUAUAAAACUAUUGGUUGUAUUCCCCCUGUUGUACAGUAUAUCCUUGUAGCUUAUUUUGUACCUAAUAGUUUGUACCUCUUAAUCCCCUACCCCUAAAUUGCCCCUCCCUGUUCCCUCUCCCUACUGGUAACCACUAAUUUGUUCUCUGUAUCUGUGAGUUUGCUUUUUUGUUAUAUUAACUAAUUUGUUAUAUUUUUUUAGAUUCCAUAUAUAAAUGAUAUCAUACAGUA